AUGUCUGCAACCACUGAAAUCGAAGAAUCUGAUUUAGAUAAAACUGUUAUUAGCGUAGAUGAAUUACAAAAUCAUGGAAUUAAUGCCUCUGAUUUACAAAAACUGAAAACAGGUGGCAUCUUUACAGUUAAUGUAUGUAUACCAAUUAUUUUUUUUUCUUCCUUAGUUGUUUUUGACAUAAAACUAACAAGAGCAAUAGCAAUAACCAAUAGACCGUACUAUCUACUACAAGAAGACAUCUACUGUAAAAUCAAGGGCCUUUCAGAAGUGAAAGUCGAAAAGAUUAAGGAAGCGGCAAAUAAGAUAAUUAAAGUUGGGUUCAUUCCUGCAACGGUACAAUUAGACAUUAGACAGAAAGUAUUUGCAUUAUCAACAGGUUCCAAACAAUUAGAUUCCAUCUUAGGUGGAGGUAUAAUGUCAAUGAGUAUUACUGAAGUAUUUGGAGAAUUCCGUUGUGGUAAGACGCAAAUGUCACAUACACUAUGCGUUACUUCUCAAUUACCUAGAGAAAUGGGGGGUGCUGAAGGGAAAGUGGCAUAUAUUGAUACAGAAGGUACAUUUAGACCUGAAAGAAUCAAACAAAUUGCUCAAAAUUAUGAUUUAGAUCCUGAUUCUUGUUUGGAAAAUGUUUCAUAUGCAAGAGCUUUAAAUAGUGAACAUCAAAUGGAAUUAGUGGAACAAUUAGGUGAAGCAUUAAGUUCCGGGGAAUACAGAUUAGUCAUUAUGGAUUCUAUAAUGGCAAAUUUUAGAGUUGAUUAUACUGGUCGAGGAGAAUUAAAUGAACGUCAACAGAAAUUAAACCAACAUCUUUUUAGAUUAAAUAGAAUGGCAGAAGAGUUUAAUGUCGCUGUCUUUAUGACUAAUCAAGUCCAAUCUGAUCCAGGUGCUUCUGCUUUAUUUGCAUCAGCUGAUGGGAGGAAACCAGUUGGAGGUCAUGUAUUAGCACAUGCAUCUGCUACAAGAAUUUUAUUAAGGAAAGGUAGAGGUGAUGAAAGAGUUGCCAAGUUGCAAGAUUCUCCCGAUAUGCCAGAAAGGGAAUGCGUCUAUGUUAUUGGAGAAAAGGGUAUUACUGAUUCAAAUGAAUGA
Naumovozyma dairenensis CBS 421 is the source of this 1086-nucleotide messenger RNA. RefSeq names its product recombinase DMC1 (gene DMC1). The transcript has a single exon. Gene Ontology annotation, molecular function: single-stranded DNA binding; ATP hydrolysis activity; ATP-dependent DNA damage sensor activity. Bases 1 to 1086 code for a protein of 361 amino acids. Gene Ontology annotation, cellular component: nucleus; condensed nuclear chromosome. The record is from RefSeq and is a predicted model, not a curated record. Lineage: Eukaryota; Fungi; Ascomycota; Saccharomycetes; Saccharomycetales; Saccharomycetaceae. Gene Ontology annotation, biological process: mitotic recombination; reciprocal meiotic recombination; chromosome organization involved in meiotic cell cycle.